Molecule: messenger RNA, 1984 nt
Organism: Dermatophagoides farinae (American house dust mite)
Lineage: Eukaryota; Metazoa; Arthropoda; Arachnida; Sarcoptiformes; Pyroglyphidae
Product: sialin
Biological process (GO): transmembrane transport; monoatomic anion transport
Cellular component (GO): membrane
Molecular function (GO): transmembrane transporter activity
Source: RefSeq, a predicted model, not a curated record
AUAAGAUCUUUAUGAUGAUGAUGGCAAGUAGAAUUAUUAUGGAUCAUAAUUAAAUUAUAUUAAAUGAUGAUUAUCACUUAUUAUGGUUAGAAACACUUUGACUUACAAUCGUUUAUCACCAUUAAAAUAUUUGUUAUGAAUUACAGAAAACGGAAUUGCCAAAAUGAAAAACCCUUUUUAUAUACGAAUAGACAUUGUUCGUUCGCAUCAUUUAUGAUUUGUGAAUGUAUGAUUCAACACAAACAGCGAUAAUAAUAAUAAUAAAUAAAUCGGAAAAAUGAUUGCUCGAAAAUGGAUUAUAUCAUUAUUGGGAAUAUAUUCUUGUGCAUUAAUGUUUGCUCAACGUGCCGGUUUCAGUGUGGCUAUGGUUCGUAUGACCAGUAAAUUAUCAUUUGAUAAUCUAACUGAAUCCGGUAAUAGACCACCACAUUUUGAUUGGAAUGAAACAUUACAGGGUGUUAUAUUAGGUUCUUCAUUCUAUCUUUAUUGGAUCAUUCCCACUAUUGUUGGUAGUUUUACGGAAAAAUAUGGUGGCAAAUGGUUUGCGUUUGUUGGGGUAUUCAUUCCAUGCAUAAUGACAGUGAUGACACCAUGGGCAGCGGCAAUUAAUGUUGGAACAUUGAUUACCAUACAGAUUAUUGUCGGUUUUACACAGGCAUUUACAUAUCCGGCAUUAUUUCAUCUUUAUGUACAAUGGUUUCCACCGGAACAACGAUCAAAAGCAAAUUCCGGUAUACAGAUUGGUGUAUCACUUGGUAGUAGCAUAAUAUAUUUGAUUGGCGGUUAUCUUUGUGAAACAACAAUCGGUUGGCCUUUAGUAUUCUAUGUUAGUGCUGCAAUGCAUGUACCAUGGUUAUUUCUUUGGCUUUAUUUUGGCGCUGAUCGACCAAAUGAACAAUCAAAAUUAUUGGAUGAUAAUGAACAAUUUGAAAAAAGAAAAGAUGGAGAAAAACCAAAAUUAAAUAAAAAAAUUCAAACACCAUGGCUACAGAUAGCAACAUCACCGGCCGUUUGGACAUCCGUUGCAACAAAAUCGGCUGGUUCAUAUGGAUUUUUUAUGUUUCUUAGUAAAUUACCAACAUUUUUAAAUUCCGUUUAUCAUAUUGAAAUCAUCUAUAAUGGAUUUAUAAAUGCAGCUGCUUCAUUAGCCUAUGGUAUUACUUGUUUUCUUGCACCAUAUAUUUGCAAUUAUAUGAUUGAAAAACGAUGGUUCAAUAGAUCAUUGGUCAUAAGAAAAUUAUCACAAACAAUAGCCAUGAUUACACCAGCAAUAUGUUUGCUAUUAAUUACCAUAUUUAAAGAUGAGAAUGAUCGAAAUAUUGUCAUUGUAUUAUUGAUCAUAGCAAUGUUUGGUUAUGGUUUUAUUACCGGUGGUGAAUGGACAAUGGUAUCGGAUUUUGCACCAAAUUUUGUCGGCACUGUAAGCGGUGUAACACUUAUGCUUGGUUUUAUCAAUGGUAUACUUGCUCCAUAUAUUGUCGGUAUUGUAUUGGAUUCAAACAUGGCACCAACAUUAUUACAACGAUGGCAUAUUGCAUUCUGUAUAUCGGCUAUAUAUUACAUUAUUGCAUUGAUAAUAUUCCUUAUAUUCGGUACGGAUGAACAACAAUAUUGGGAUGUUAUCUAAAAAAAGAAAAAAAAUUGAAUGAUAAAAAUUUAAAUUUAAGCAAAAAAAAAAUCGAAAAUCAUUAAAUAAAAAAGAAAAAAACGGGUAAUCCUUUCUCUCUAUAGUAUAUCACUCUCCUUCUUUAGAUAAUCAAUAUGAUGAUGAAAAGAAAAUCAAAAAAACUGGUUUCUCUUUAACAUUUCGAUGAUGAUGAUGAUGAUUUGUCGAGGUCAUCCGUAUGUAUGAUCGAACGGGAGAAAUCGGGCAAAGGACAAGGAAUUAUAUAGAAAAACAGAUUUUCAAAAACAGGAUUGUUGUUGUUUUCAGUUGUUAUUGUUCAUUGUAAUAGAUACACACAGGUAACAUUUAAAUUUUUUU